Molecule: messenger RNA, 5595 nt
Organism: Malassezia pachydermatis
Lineage: Eukaryota; Fungi; Basidiomycota; Malasseziomycetes; Malasseziales; Malasseziaceae
Product: arm repeat-containing protein
Exons: 2
Coding region: 1-5595 (1864 amino acids)
Biological process (GO): proteasomal ubiquitin-independent protein catabolic process
Cellular component (GO): cytosol; nucleus
Molecular function (GO): peptidase activator activity; proteasome binding
Source: RefSeq, a predicted model, not a curated record
AUGGACCUUGAUCUGCUUUCUGAUGACCCUAUUGACGAUAUUGAUGUGAAGAAUGCAGGAGAGGAACUCUAUGUUAUACCUUCCGAUAAUGUGCCACUUAUUGCGCGCCAUUUACCGUACCAGUGUCAGACACAAGCUGAAUUUGAGCAACUGCUUACGCAUGGCGUAGAUCAAGUAUGUGGCUGCAUCCAGUCAGAGGACUGGGGUGCUUCUCUACUACAAUGGUGUCACUAUGUACAGGAUCUACUCUCUCUUAAAUACCCACUUACGCGCUCGUACCGUGCACGCGUUGCUCAUCUAUUUUACGAGUUGGCCGUGAUGCCGAAGCUGGAUACCUACCUAACAGAUCUUGCCGCCACAAUCUGUAUGCGGCUCCUAAAACCGAAAAAGUUGAUUAAUAUUGAAGAUCUUGAACUGCCAUGGCGCUCUCUUUAUGACGUACUCGUUGGUGAAGUGUACCACAAGCAACGUAAGAUUGGUUCGUCCACUGUGAGUGGCGUGCUUCUUGACCUAGCUGAAUGUGCCCAGCGUUUUUUCCCUGCAUCAGAAGCCGCAGCCAUGCUAGAAGCCAUGUUGCCACAUAUGGAUGGCAAUGAUUUAAAUUCUGUCAUCGCUACGCAAGCGCUCCUUGUGCAUUUCCUGCCCCUUACCGAGCCUACUGCAUGGAUGCCUACUCUUUUCCGGCUUUGGGAGACGUUCAAGUCUUCGUUAUUUGAUGACCAAAUGCUUGAUCUACUUGCUCGACUAGCUGAGCUACAUACCACAGAGCCACAAACUACACCGUUAUGGUCUGAAACUGGCAUUUUUACCGAUGCACAGUUUAGCUUGAUUAUGACCAAAUGUCUUCGUUCGGCUGGUCUGCCUGUUGGAGCCAGUAAAUCGGCGAAUGCGACGUUGAUGGCACAAUCGUCCUCCGUGCGUACAGGGGCAGAUGCUUCGGCCUCCCACAAGACGCUUCGGAUGAAAAAGCCUAGUGACCGUCUGUACUCCUUUGCCAUGAUCCUUGUGUACAGUAUGGCCAAGGAUGGCAAUGAAUCUACAUGGGUGGGCGGCUCGAAAGCCCUUACGCAACUCGCCAAAUUUGUGCAAGCAACCGAAACGUACUUUCAUCCAUCGAACUGGGGACUAUGGCAAGUGCAGCUGGCCAACUUCGUGCAGCACUUGACGUGGGAGUUUGCACGGCGGUGUCAGUAUGAAGCCAAGGAGGAGUGUCGUACGCCCGCCGACAGGCGACUUACGUCGUCGAUUCGCGUGGAAUUUGUGCGUACCCUGCGUACAGUGUGCUUGCUCAGCAUGUUUUCGAAAGAUCCCCUGACGUCGCUCGCGACCCAAUCUAGCUUGAAGCGCAUGGCAUUCUUAGAGCCAUCCUUGAUUUUGCCCGCUGUGCUGCAGCGUAGUUUUACGUCGCUCGAAGCCCUGGAAACGACGCAGCGCACGACGGCUGUGAUCGCUACAUUAGCAGCCACGUCGCAGCCACUUGUGUCCAUGCAGGUGUAUCCAGCAGGCGCCAAGCAUCUUGCGCCGUUGUUGCAUCUCUGUCUGCCUGGCAUCGACCUCAAUGAUCCUAUGAAGACGAUGAGUACUUGUAUGCUGAUUUUGAGCAUCUCUGUCUCAAUCUGUAUUGUGGAUGGGACAUCCGGCGCGGGCGCCGAGACACCUGAUGAGACGCCGACUGUGGUGGAUGAAGAUACCGUGUCGACACUGGGCGCCGAGGAUUACGCUGCGCGCCUAGCUACGGCUGAGCUGGAUGCCUGGAGCACAGAGUUUGUACGCCGUGUGCUAAUGCUGUUCACCGCGCUGCCGGAGGAGGGAAAGAGCGGCAAGAUUGGCGAGAAGAAUGAAGAGAUGGUCCUCAAUAUGUUGAUUGCUACAUGCGACGUGUUUUGCAGCGCGCUUGGCGAAGAUGCCUUUGCGCGAUGCUGGGACAUUGUAUGGGAGUAUGUGCGUACGACGACGGCAGCGAAUGGUGUCAAAGUCAUUGGAUCCCUCGUCGGGUGCUUUGCACGUGCGGAUGCGGCGCAGGUACUGAAGUAUGUGGUGCCCUACUGCUGCGAGCGUAUCGAGAGCGAGUUGGCGCAUGGGGCCUCGUCGGUCCGAACGACCAGCACGAGCAUUCCACGUGCGCAGGACACCGCGCUGCAUUGGCACAUCAAUGUCCUAAGUAGUGCUGUGAUGUUUGCUGGCGCUGCGUUGCUGCCCUACAAGGAUGUGCUUGUGCGUACGCUGGCCCGCCUGGUCGAGGCCUGCUACACUGAGCGUGGCUACAUGCUCACAGCCAAGCUCGUGCAGCGUGUGCUUACGACGCUGCUGAAUGUGUACGUGGCCGAGCAGCGGUUUGUCAAUCCGGCCGAAUGGGCCUCACAUACACGCCAAGCUCAUCCUCACCGCUUGUUCGGGCGGCUGUAUCGCUGUGACGAGGUGGACAUGGCAUGGCAUACGCCGUCGUCGGCGGAAGUGGACAUGGCCUUGGAUGUCCUUACGCACGUCGUCGAGCCAGCGCUCUCUCUCCUGGACGCGCGGCUCGAGCAGGUGGAGGCGACGAGGGCAUGGCACAAUGACGUAUGCCGCACGCUGCUGUGUGUGCGCUAUGCGCUGGCCGGCCAAGGCGCCCUCGCUGAAGAGGCGCGGCGCAAGGACGGCCACGUGCGUGUCCAGCAGGACGGGGGCGAUGUGCCUGCGUCGCAGGUCGUGCGGCCUGUCCCUGUGGAUACAGGGCAUGCGCUUGCGUCCAGCGAUCCACGGUAUGCGCGCGUCAUGGCGUUCCGCGAACGCGUCGGGGCGACCCUGGCGCGCGCUGCGCAUGUCAUCCCGCACUUGUCGGCGGACCAUGUUGAUGCGAUGAAGCAGUUGGUCCGUCUGCUGCGGACCUACCUGGUGCCCCACAGUGUCCUCACGGAGGAACUGCAAGGCCUUCUCAAAUCCGUCUCGUUCUUCCGUACGAUCGGGCGGCGCUGGGCGAAGCAGCAGCGAUUCCCACGUAUCUUGUGGCUCCGUCGUGCGAUGCUGUACCAUGCGACGCGCCAACGCUGGCACUAUGCGUACGCGGGCCGCACGGACCGUGAUGAUGCUCUUCUGCGCGAGCUGGUCGGUCUGUGCAUGUCGCACUACGUCGCGGUACGCCGCCUGGCUCAGACGACGCUGGAGAGUGUAUGCUCUACGUACGAGGGCACGCGAUUGUCGUGUAUUCCUGCGCUGGUCGAUGCCAUGUCGCCCACAGCGAGUGACGAGCAGGUGAAGGGCGCCUUGUACGUUGUAGCGGCCAAGUCGUUCCAGCGUACCACGGCGCGGCAUCCUUCGUGCCUUCGCCCGAUUGUGAUGGCGCUUGCGGGGCUGCAGGCACGUACGCGGCCCUCGAUCCAGAAGUUGGUGCGUGGUGUAUGGCAUGACUUGAUUGGCAAGCUAGAGGAUCCUACCUGGCACGUGGCCUACGCUACGACUGGCUCGCUUACGCAGGCCGUGCAGCGUGCGCAGAUGGCGGCGCUGUCUAUCGAGUCUAAUCGUCCUGCUUGGCUAACUCUGGUGGACGAGACACAUGCGACGCUGCAUAAGGAGCUCCUUGCUCUGCUGGCCUCGCCUCGUACGCACUGGGCCUUUGCGCUGCUGUCUCUGCGUACCAUACGUGCGCUGCUACGCCGUGAUCGGCCAUGCGAUACACGUCUGGUGACGUUGCUAGCGCAGUUGGCGAUCAGUGACAAUCUCGACUUGCGGCACCAUGCCCAGCAGACGCUCGUCCGAUGCUUGUACCUGAUCAAGCUACGUACGUUCAGCGAGGGCAUGGCGCUGUACCUGGAGCAGGCCUCCCCACCGUACAAACAUAGGGGGCCGGUGGGCGAUCCAGAGGCACGUAUGCAAGCGUACGCGACGCCACGGACUAUGGCCACACCGCUGCACGACAAGAGUGUGGAAGGGUGGCUGGUAUGGCCGCCUACGACGCCGUACUAUGUGAGCAUGGAGACGAUGCCGACCUGGGAAGCGGCCUCGCAGGCCUCGCUUGAUGCAUUGUCGGCCAUGGUAGGCACGGCGUCAUGGUGGGAGGUAUGGGCCCGUCAUGCCUCGCAGGAAAUGGAGCGUGACUACCUCGCAGCGGAUGUGACAGUGUUUGUCAAGUCGCUUGUGCAAGUGCUGGGCCCGCCGCUAUGGACGUGCAUAGAGCCAUGCCUGCAAGCGCUCGUCGCCCAACGUGAUCGGCAUCCGCAUCGCGCGGCGGCCGAGCUGGUCGGCGGCGUGUUGCGGGGUAGUAAGCACUGGCCUCUCGCUGCGCAAGACGCCGUGACCGCCUCGCUGCAAACGUGGCUGCCACGGACCAUGGUCGAGUGCACGCUCGACAGUCAGCCUGCAUGGCAGAUGUGCAUGGAGUACGUGUGUAGCCAGCGGGAUCCACGGCGGUACUUUGCCCUGCUCACGUCGCUCUGGACGCAGGCUCGUGAGGCGCUGGCCGCUACGUCGCUGAGCCCUGGGCAGCAGGCGCAUACGCAGCAGCUGCUAGCCAGUGCCGUGCAUGCCUUGCAGGGCAAAGCGAUGGCCUGGGGCACGGAUUCGCUGGCCGAUGUGUACCUCACGCACUUUGCGCAUGACUACCAGGAAGUGCGCAAGGCCGUGGGCGAUGGCCUGGUCGAGUUGGAAUUGGCGCACGCACGUCCUGCGUUUGCCUCCGUUGACGCCUUGCUGCAGCACAGUCAGGCACAGGCGGGCUCGCUCCUGGCGCACGACCCUGCGAUGCAAGCACGGUGUGCCAAGCUGCGCUCGCAACUGUCGGCAUGGCGUGCUGAGCGCAUGCCGUCGGUGCAUGGCACGUCGACGUACGAUCGUGCUGCGUCGACCAUGGCGCUGUGGAUCUGUCUCAGCUUGGACGAUCAUCGAUUGGGGCCUAUGUCGACGUAUGUAUUGGAUCUGAUGCCGGCACUCUUUGAUGCGUUCCAGCUGCGCGACCACGAAGAGCUCUCUGCGACGGCCAGUGAUGUGCUGAUCCAAAUUGCAUCGCAUACGUUUGGCGAGGCGCACGUCGCCCAGCUUCUCGAAACGCUGCUGCAUGUACUUGAGACGUCCACUUCAUGGCACUCGCGGGCCGACGCCCUGCCCCUCCUCCAAAUUGUCUACUUCCAGAAUCUGUUUUUCUGGACCGAUGCCAGUCGGCAACGCGUCCUCAACGUACUGGUCGCUCUGUUGCGCGAUCCGCAUGUGGAGGUGCGUGAUAUGGCCGCGACGACCUUGUCGGGCGUGGUGCGCUGCUCGCAGCGUGCGCACAUCGUGCCACUCUCACGAACCUUUGCUGCGAUGGCCAUGACGCCCCUGCCGAAGCGCGGUACGCCCGGGUUCGACGAGGCCCUCUCGCAUGUGCAUGCAGGUGUGCUGGGCGCUACAGCGUUGGUCGCCGCCUUCCCUUACGACGUGCCUGACUGGAUGCCCAGCCUUGUGCUGGAUACCAUUGCGCCGCACACGGACAGUCCUGUCCCGGUCAGCACGACUGUGCGACGGUGUGCGGCUGAAUUCCGACGGACCCAUCAGGAUACGUGGGCCGAGGACCAAGUCCACUUUGGCGAUCGCGUCCAGGAAGUGCAUGACUUUACGUUGGGCCGUAGCGACUAUUUUGUAUAG